UUCAAAUUCCAAUCAUCUCUUAUUAUGUUAUUGUAAUAUUUUAAUUUUUAUAGUACAAUUAUAAAGUAAGCGGCUUACCAUAUUACUGUAUCAUUAUUCAUAAAACAUAAUUUUCUUAGGCAAUCAGUAAAAUUAUUUGUAGGUAUAGUGAGAUGUUUCGAUUAAGAUUAAAAAACAAUAUUAUUAAGAACAGCUUAAUAUCAGCAAAUUAUGUCACUAAACCUCCAAAACCCGAAAUACCAAGCAACCCACUGAAACAGAUAUACUCGGCUAACAAUCAGACGGAAAAUGGUAUUGUGUAUGAUAGGAAGCCAUUUAAAAUGAUGUUGGAAGCAGGCAAGUCAUACCAGUGGUGUCUGUGCGGAAGAUCUAAAUCACAACCCCUGUGUGACGGCACACAUAAAGACCAUUAUCUAAAAAUAACACAGAGGCCGAUAAGAUUCCAAGUAGAAAAAACCAAGGAGUACUGGAUGUGCAACUGUAAACAGACAAAAAAUAGACCUUUCUGUGACGGAACACACAAACAGAAAGAAAUACAGGAGGCGACUACAAUAAGAAUUUAGUUAGGAUACAACAAGUAACAUAGAGUGAUGAUAAGUAGAUGACAAAUAUAUAAUGAAACAUG
Messenger RNA from Danaus plexippus (monarch butterfly), 625 nucleotides. RefSeq names its product CDGSH iron-sulfur domain-containing protein 3, mitochondrial. Gene Ontology annotation, molecular function: 2 iron, 2 sulfur cluster binding. Bases 153 to 563 code for a protein of 136 amino acids. The transcript has 3 exons. Gene Ontology annotation, cellular component: intracellular membrane-bounded organelle. NCBI's taxonomy places the organism in Eukaryota, Metazoa, Arthropoda, Insecta, Lepidoptera, Nymphalidae. The record is from RefSeq and is a predicted model, not a curated record.